GUAGCGACAACUGAGAGGAGCUUGGGGUUUUCCGUACAGUAAUAUCACUGCGACGCAAAACUGUCAUGGAGUCCGAUUACAAGAUCGUCAGGGAGCUGGGAAAGGGAGCGUUUGGGACAGUUUACCUCAUCAAACACAAGAGAGAAGCGGAAUGGUUCGCCUUGAAAACUGUGGAUUUGUCAAGAGCCGACGCCAAAGAGAGGGCCAGUGCCGAGAAAGAGGCCAAUCUGAUGCGAGAGCUGGACCAUGAUCACGUGGUGCGGUACGUGGCUUCCACCUUUAACGGGUCCACCCUGUUCAUCUUCACGGAGUACUGCGAGGGCGGGGAUCUGUCACACUUCCUGGAAGACACCAGUGGGAAACUGCCUGAAGACUUGAUUGUGUGUUGGGUGUAUCAAACCGCGGAGGCUUUGAAGUACCUCCACCACAGGAAGAUCCUGCACAGAGACCUAAAACCCCAGAACAUCUACCUGAGUGGGGAGGGGGACAUCAAACUGGGGGACCUGGGUAUUGCAAGGAUUCUGGACAAAGGCGCUGACAUGGCGUCUACAAUGGCCGGAACUCCCUGCUACAUGAGUCCUGAGAUAUUCCAGAUGAAGGGCUACAAUCACAAGACUGACAUUUGGAGUUUCGGCUGUGUGGUGUACGAGAUGGCGGCCGGAGAGCGAGCGUUCGACGCCCCCGUCGUACAAUUCCUCAUCUUCAAGGUGGUUGCUGGGGUGGUCCCUCCAAUCCACAGCGACUACAGUGACGCUUUGCGCCGGUUAGUAAAGUCGAUGAUGGCCAAAGACCCAGAUCACCGCCCCAGUGCUGCUGAUCUGCUAGAACGUAGCCCUGUCAAAGAAUUCAGACAAAGUCCCCAAAGGCCCAAGAAAAUUAUGGAAACCAGAGGAUUUCGGACGAAGUGGGGUACAUCCGAGUCAACAGUGGACAUUGGGAAGAUGUUCAAAGAGAUGGUGUUGAACCCAGCCCCACCUUUCAAAGAUGGCGAUAUUCGUAUUCCCGUAGAUUCUCUCCAAGUGCACAGAGAACGACUGGGUCUCAAGGGGGCUGCCUCGGCAGCAUCGGCCAGCGGAAGCGGAGGAGCUGGUAUAUAUGUGUCAAUUAUGACUCCGAAACAGAAGGGCAAGCAGAAAGUUGCCGAUAAGAAAAUAGAGGUGACCCUGAAACCCGAAAGGUCGAGGACCGAGAUGUCGGAAGGAAGAGCCGCCAUCAUGGGGGCAGUGAUGCGAGGCUUGAUGGGAAAGAUGGUGGAGACCCAGGACAGAACACUUCGAGAAUCUUACUCGAGCACUUCUUCCUCUUCCGACUCAGAUUUCGACUCUACACUAGGAGCAAGUCACGGAACAACCACCAAGAAAGCGAUAGAGGCUCAAUUCCUCAUGAGACAGAUCCAGGUGUUGCAGAAACACUGUGCCGAAGGACUGGGGACAGAUACCUUACAGGACGCUUACUCAAUCCUGGAGUCGGUGACGGACGCCGGCCAGCUAAAGGCCCGCCUCGUGACGCUGAUAGGGGAGGAUAUGUUCCGACAAUACGGCGAGAAGAUUAUGUACUUGCGUCUUUUCCAAGUCGGUUUAGACAAAGUCCGGUCUCAGAUGGAAUAGUAGCUCAACACUAAAUUAUACACUUUCAAGCUGGCGACAGCUGAAAUUGAAAUAUGAGGAACGUAAAAACUCAUCCAACAGACCAUCUGUAUAAGUGAUCACUCGUGACGGAAAGCUGCGAGCGUGUCCGUGACCACUCGGGAUUUGUGGCGCUGACAAGGGCGACUGGAACAUUUGGAAUACUCUUGUUAUUUCGGUUGUCAGAAUUCACGAUACAAACAGGAUUCGUCCUUAACUAUUGUAUAAAUAUUAACAUUUUAUGCCAGUAUUAAUAUGUCGAAGCACAGUCAAUUGUUGACGCAUUCCAUAUUAAGUUCAGCUUUGGGGGUUAAUUGGGGUCAAACGUCGCUUUCAAGACUGUUGCAUCGUGUGUCUGGAUGCUUGUACCAGUGGGAAUGUCGGUUUAUUGUGUCAGCCCCGGAGAGACAACAUAGCGUAGUUUGACAAAGAUAGCAUACCAUUAUUCUGAGAUGUCUUUGUUUUAACCAUUUAAUACCGGCGCAAGUACUGGCAACAAGAAGUACCAUAUUUUCAUGUAUUUUAGAGAUGUAUUCUGUAGAGAUAUAAUAAGGUAAUAUGUCCAAUGAAAAAGAUCGACGUAACUUAAACCCACGCUCCACGUUCUGGUAGAUACUAAUCAAUUUUGUUAUUUAAGGUAAUCGAUAUAGCUAAAUACUGCUUUGAUGCUCGUACAUGUUCGCUGUCAUAAUCUUUAAUACAGCUAAAAAAUUGAAAAAUGUAAGUUUUUCAUCAAAGUUUAAUAAAAAUAUAAAUGCUGAAAACUGGAAAAAUGCUUGUAAACAAUGAAGCGAUCUCCAGAACAUAAGGUUUUUGUUAUCAAAUUUAUCAGUUUUAGUUGACCAGUGUUGUCGCACAUAUAAUGAAUUACCCUUAGGUACGUGAAGCAUGAUUGUUAUUUUGCAUUAUAAUCACCCCGGGUCCCGAUCCACAAAGCAUUCGUAACGUUACGACCUGUCGUAACUCGACAGUUUACCAUAAACUUACGAUUGUCGUAGCGCUACGAAAGCUCUGUGGAUCCGGACCCUGGACAUGAGUGUAUGUCGAAUUUAGUUGUUCCUAUUGUACAUCAUUAAUUACCUCAUUUGAUCUUUGUUUGUAUUGAAGUUUUUGGAGUCAAUACUCUGGUACAAGUAACCGUAAGACUUCCAAUAAAGUCCUUGAAUUUAAUUCGCUUCCGCGCAGCAGCACCCCAAUUGAUAAAUGGGACUUUCAGACAUUGUUCAUGUGUUAUAUAUACGUAAAGACACUGUAGUUAACCAUGUCGAAAGGUCCGACGUAUAGAACACGUAAAUAAUUUGAAAAGGUUUGCAUUACAUGUGAAAAGUUGUUUCCGAAAAAUGGAAUAAGGAACAGCCCUAUAUAUUAUUAUAUUAUUGUUGGUCACAUGUAUAUAUUGAAUGCGUGUUCUGGUGAUAUCUGGAGCUCAGUUGUUCAGAUGCCUGUUAUUCUCUGUCGAUGUGGUAAAAGGCUGUCUGUAUAAUAAGUAUUAUACAAUACUAUUACCAUUAUAUCAUUGGUUUCCAGUAUAUAUUGAAUGCGUGUUCCUGUCAUAUCUUAUGAUGCUCUCUUUUGAUGUGAUAAAAUAAUUUCUGUAUAAGUAUUGUA
This is a messenger RNA of Haliotis rubra (blacklip abalone), 3233 nucleotides long. RefSeq names its product serine/threonine-protein kinase Nek6-like. The transcript is spliced from 11 exons. Gene Ontology annotation, molecular function: protein kinase activity; ATP binding. The record is from RefSeq and is a predicted model, not a curated record. Lineage: Eukaryota; Metazoa; Mollusca; Gastropoda; Lepetellida; Haliotidae. The coding region runs from base 66 to 1607 and encodes 513 amino acids. Gene Ontology annotation, biological process: protein phosphorylation.